Messenger RNA from Anoplophora glabripennis (Asian longhorned beetle), 667 nucleotides. RefSeq lists its product as uncharacterized. The transcript is spliced from 3 exons. Lineage: Eukaryota; Metazoa; Arthropoda; Insecta; Coleoptera; Cerambycidae. The coding region runs from base 187 to 600 and encodes 137 amino acids. The record is from RefSeq and is a predicted model, not a curated record.
AAACUGUUAUCUCUUUCAGUAAAUUAAAAAUCGCAACGCGUUUAGUUUAUCAGACAAUCGAUUUUAUAUAGAAUAACCAUAUAAAAAUGUGUAGCGUAGUCGGUAUUUUUAAAUUGCUCUAACAUUACUUCCGGCGAUGUACUUCGGCGUUGAUUUUGGUCUUACUGAAACUGGCUUGAAACGAGAAUGAACAUAGACACCGAGCUAAUGUUUGAGUGCUUGAUCCACCUCAACAUGUUUUACUACCCGGUAUUUGCCACCUGUGAAUCCAUAAUGACGGCUGCCAAAUACAACAGCAUCAUAAACACACCGGAUAUUUUGCGGGAUGGUGCGGUUGUGUUUACCAAGCUGAUUGCGGAACUGGUGAAGAUUUUGUUGUUCAGAAGAUUCAAAGAAGAAAGGCGAAAACUGAUUACGGCCGCCACCCUCCUUCUGACUUUCGUGACAAUAGCAGCGUUAUUCUACUCCUUUUUUAUACAGUACCCUGUAUUAAAGCUGGAAAUGAUUUUAAAUUCAUUGACUACUUUGUUGGCCUUUGCUGAAAUAUUAUUCGGCAUCUUAGAUAUAUUGCCAUGCUGCUUAAAACGACAUUAUUACUAGAUGGAAAUUAUAGAAUAUAUAUUGUCAAUUUAUAUUUUGUAUUUUAUAAUUUUAAUAAAUUUUAUUU